GUGACAGCUGUGGUGGGUGACAGUCAGGACGUUUGGUAGGGGGAUUUAGAGCUCUUCAUCUGCCUUCAGUCUCGCUGUCUUUCUGUAUCUCACUUUAUAUUUCAAUAUAGUGCAGCACAGCACAGCACGGUGCAGAGCAGCAGAGAGGUCCUGGAAUACGAUGGCAGUGCGUAGUCUUUGGAUAGCUUUCGGAGUUGUAACUAUUCUUGGGACUUUAGCGGGACUGGUGCAAUGUAAUCAGGAGACAGAGCUGAUCGGGGACUUGUUCAAAAACUACAACAAGAAUAUACGUCCAGUAUUACAUCCUGAAGACAAAGUGGGGGUUCAGAUCAAGCUGACCCUCACUAAUCUUAUUUCCCUGAAUGAAAAGGAGGAGACUCUUACAACCAAUGUGUGGAUUGAGAUUCAAUGGGAUGAUUACCGCCUUGCCUGGAAUGCAUCUCAGUAUUAUGACAUUGAGGUUAUUCGUGUCCCGUGCAAAACUGUCUGGCUUCCCGAUAUAGUUCUUGAAAACAACAUUGAUGGCAAAUUUGAUGUGGCCUACUAUGCCAAUGUGUUGAUCAACAGUGUUGGUGAGAUUUACUGGCUGCCUCCUGCUAUCUAUCGCAGCACAUGUGCCAUUGAGAUCACCUACUUUCCGUUUGAUUAUCAAAACUGCACACUUGCAUUCAGAUCCCAGACUUACAGUGCCAAUGAAGUGGAUCUUACCUUGGCUGUUGGAGAAACGGGGGAGAUUAUUGAAUGGGUGGACAUUGACCCUGAGGCUUUCACAGAGAAUGGUGAAUGGGCCAUUGUCCAUCGUCCAGCCAGGAAGAUGAUCAACAGUCGGUAUUCCCCAGAUGACCUGGAGUAUCAGGAGAUCUUGUUCAAUCUGGUCAUCCAAAGGAAGCCGCUGUUCUACAUCAUCAAUGUUAUCCUGCCCUGUUCCCUUAUCUCGUCUCUGGUCGUACUGGCCUACUUCCUACCUGCACAAGCUGGAGGACAGAAGCUGACCGUGUCCAUCUCUGUUUUGCUGGCUCAGACUGUCUUCCUCUUUCUUAUCGCUCAAAAGAUCCCCGAGACCUCUCUGUCUGUCCCUCUAAUUGGAAAGUACCUGAUCUUCGUGAUGUGUGUCACUACUCUCAUUGCUACGAAUCAAAUUGUAGUGCUGAACUUCUCACUGCGAAGCCCCAGCACUCACAGUAUGUCCCAAACCCUCAAACAUCUAUUCUUGAAAUUAGUUCCUCGCUUCUUGGGCAUGUCUCCGCUGGUGGAUGAUAGUGAGGUGACAACAGAGGUAAAUGGGGUGAGGGAGCGGCGGCGCAGCUCCUUUGGCCUCAUGCAGAGAGCAGAGGAAUAUGUGCUCAAGCAGCCUCGCAGUGAAAUGAUGUUUGACAAGCAAAGAGAGAGGCAUGGUCUGACGCGAUCCAUUGUGGACAGUAUAGAUGUCAGCAGCACCGCUAACCUAUAUAAGAGUUUGGCCCAAGCUGCACCUGAGAUUAAGCAAUGUGUGGAUGCCUGCAACUUCAUUGCUGACAGUACAAGGCAACAAAAUACCAUUGGCUCUGAAAUUGAAAGCUGGGUCUUGAUCGGGAAAAUGGUCGACAAGGUGUGUUUCUGGGCUGCUAUUUCUCUAUUCAUCAUCGGCACAGUGUGGAUCUUCCUAACAGGACACUUCAACCGUGCCCCAGAAUUACCAUUUCCAGGAGAGAGUAAAAAAUAUGUCCCAACUUAAAAAAGGAGAGAAAAGAAAUUUGUUUCUGUUUAAUGUUUUCAAGGUAUAUUUUGCCUCGUGCUGUUUAUGAUGAUGAACGCAAUGUUGUUCACUGAUCCCAUGGUUAAGAUUCAGGGCUGAGUUAAGUCUGUGUUUAAUAACAACAAAACCUUCUGUUUCCAUGCUUGUCAAGCACCUGAGCAUCAACAUUCAACGUUUCUUAACUUCUAAACUAAGUUGUCAGCAUUUCUAUAUUAAAUCAUCAUUAUUAAAUCACAAUUAUUUUGUUAGUUUUGGGGUUUGAGAAUGUAUGCAAGCCCAGACUUACAGCUUAUGGAUGCAUUUUGAAGAAAAAAUGUUAAGGGCACUGCACCACUGUGCAAAGGGAUUUAAUUCUAUUGCAGAAAAGGACUUUUAUGACUUUGUUUUGCAUAACAUGAAGCUACAGGCACUGUAUGCUUUAACUAAAGAACCCAUUUUACUUGCAUGACCGUCUACAAAACACUCAGAAAACAUAUCCCUGCACACAUAUUAUGUCUUAUGGUCAUUAUCUUUAUAUGUAACAUGAGCCAACCAACUCUAAAUCAAAGCCUUAUUCUUCUUACUAUGACUUAUUAUUUGGAAUGUAUUGCUUACAGUAGAUGGCUCAGUGGGACACUGUUUGGCGUUAACUGUACCAGGACUUCUUUUUUAAAACAAACAAAUUCUUUAGUUUAUUACAAAGUGUGUGUUUUAAUCUUGAACUGAAUGUCUAAGUAGGUGUUUUAUAUGUUUAUACGUCAGACAGUGUGAAUCUGCAAAGUGUGGCUAAAACCUAAAACUGUGAUCAUAUUUUUUACAGUUAUUUUGAGUGGUGUUACUCAGCUGAUUCAAUAAAUGUGACAGAAAUGGGCUAGCAAA
Neolamprologus brichardi is the source of this 2593-nucleotide messenger RNA. It is a transcript of the gene chrne, whose product is annotated as cholinergic receptor, nicotinic, epsilon. Lineage: Eukaryota; Metazoa; Chordata; Actinopteri; Cichliformes; Cichlidae. The record is from RefSeq and is a predicted model, not a curated record. Gene Ontology annotation, biological process: monoatomic ion transmembrane transport. Gene Ontology annotation, cellular component: postsynaptic membrane. Gene Ontology annotation, molecular function: transmembrane signaling receptor activity; acetylcholine-gated monoatomic cation-selective channel activity.